Physcomitrium patens is the source of this 1802-nucleotide messenger RNA. Its product is annotated as magnesium transporter MRS2-4. The record is from RefSeq and is a predicted model, not a curated record. Gene Ontology annotation, biological process: magnesium ion transport. Lineage: Eukaryota; Viridiplantae; Streptophyta; Bryopsida; Funariales; Funariaceae. Gene Ontology annotation, molecular function: magnesium ion transmembrane transporter activity.
ACUUCGUUACAAGGUUUGUUACACCGUGACUGUACGUGCUCACUUCCGAAUUGCUUCCCUGCAUCCAGAGUUAUCUCGGUUUCAGUCUGCUUCCACAACACUGGAGGGAUCGUUCUCUUUUUUAUGCUGUGCUACCAUGCAUGUCAUGAUUCCAACAGAGAAUGUAUUCCAGGAACGUGGCGGCUUUAAGCGUUUCAAAGCUAUAUCCUUCCCUUCAGCUGAGAUCUGCAGCCAAAACGGAGAAGCCAUUCAUGAAGAGACCGGCAGUGUAUAAAUCUGCUGACGAUCAGCCCAUUUCGCGGUCUCCGGAUGCAGGCGAAAAAGUUGUUCCACUUCCCGUCCUGAUGAGUAGGAGGAUGGGCUCCAGGACAUGGAUGAGAUUUGAUGCAAUUGGGAAUUCUGAAAUUUUCGAUUGCGACAGGAACGGUCUAUUGAAACGUGUUUCCGUGUUGGCAAGAGACCUUCGCAUAUUGGGACCCAUGUUCUCACGAUCCUCUCAUAUUCUAGCAAGGGAGAACUCGAUGGUGAUUAAUUUGGAUUUUGUGAAAGCAAUAAUAACAUCAAAAGAGGUUUAUGUUCCCGAUCCCUUCAUCCGGGAAGCUAAGCCCUUUGUAGAGCAGCUUGGUAUGCGAUUUUCUCCUCAGAACAAAUUAUGGAUCAAUCCUGGAGAGCUGAGUAUGUCACCUGUUGGACAGGUGUGCACAACAGAUGACAGCCUACAAGAACAACUCCCUUUCGAGUUCCAAGUUUUGGAAAUCGCGCUUGAUGUAGUUUGCAGCCACCUUGAGACAAACGUGCACGCUCUGGAAAUGACAGCCCGUCCAGCUUUGAACAUGUUAACUAGAGGAGUUAGCACAAGGAGUCUCGAGCUUGUCCGAAUGGUCAAGAGCCGGCUUACUCAUUUAAGUGCUCGAAGUCAGAAAGUCAGAGAUGAACUUAUGCAACUCUUGGAGGAUGACGAAGAAAUGGCGGACCUACACUUGACUCGGAAGCAACUUCGAAUACAGCACCUGGACCCACCACCCCAAACUAAAUCUUCAGAUACUUUGGUAACAAUGAGCUCAGCUGCAUCACUCAAGUUGGCCCGACAGAAUUCGUACAGAGGAAAUGGUCAUUGUAACCGCCGUAGCUCAGUAACACCCAGCACUACCAGAGUCUAUGAUGUUGAAGAGUUGGAGAUGUUACUAGAUGCCUACUUUAUGCAAGUGGAUGCUGGCCUUAACAAGCUCUCACUGGUUCGAGAAUACAUAGAUGAUACAGAGGAUUACGUCAACGUACGGCUUGACCACCUAAGGAACCAGCUCUUUCAAUUUCAGAUCACAUUGGGUGCAUCCGCCUUGUCUAUUUCAGCUGCCAUGGGCAUAAUUGGAGUGUUCUGCAUAAACAUCUACAACCUAUCACCAUACAACAAUCCUGACUGGUUUGUACCAAGCUUAUGCUGCAGCAUGCUCAUUGCAUUUUUAGUUUAUGUGGGCAUAGUCAGUUAUGUGCAAUGGAAGGGGCUUUUCGAGAAAUGAAACUAUAACAGCAAGUACCUAUUGAUAAAGCAAGCUAUUAUUUGGUAAACUUGCAAGGAAGGGGAUAUUGGACUCUCAUGGCCGAGCUUCACUUUCUACUGGCUUCCUUGAUAGUUGAAGGCGUUACAUUCGUCAUAUUCGGUAUGGGCAUGUUCUUUAAGUUCCUUGAAAAAGAAGAAUUGGAAGAGGAAAUGAGAACAUAUGACUUGUGACGAGGUGGUCAAUUGUUGUAACAGUUAUAUAUUAUAAAAGUAAAGAUCGCUAACUAAAAUAUAAUCGUCUAUA